Messenger RNA from Daldinia loculata, 1512 nucleotides. RefSeq lists its product as uncharacterized. Gene Ontology annotation, molecular function: protein binding. Lineage: Eukaryota; Fungi; Ascomycota; Sordariomycetes; Xylariales; Hypoxylaceae. The transcript has a single exon. The record is from RefSeq and is a predicted model, not a curated record. The coding region runs from base 1 to 1512 and encodes 503 amino acids.
AUGGAUACUUACUCGAGGGUUUACCCUGGUGCGCUCAAGGGCCUGUGGUAUCCUAUGCAUUGCGAGAGAUCAAUUCUUGAUGGGGUCCGUAUAACCAGAGAUUUCCCUUCACCCAUGCUUGUAGCUGCUAAAUCAGGACGACUUGACGUAAUAAAGGCACUCAUCGCAUACGGUGUUGAAAUUAGAGAACGGAACGCCAUCGAGCAUAUUGGUCAAUAUGAUAUGAAAGAUACACUUAAAGAAGUGGUGGAUCACGCGCGGGUAGAAGCAGAAAUCGAUGCAUUUUCCCUUGCCUGUGAAGCCGAUGAAGAGAUCGCAGAAUUCAUGAUUCGAAAUGGGCUUGAUCUAAGAUGUAGAGAUCUAUGGUGGCCUGUCGAAUUUGGACGCAUGCAGAUUCUUGAGACCCUUUUGCGACGUCCGCUUUUCAAAACCAACGAGGGCCAUGUAGCCAUCAAAGCCGUGCUUCGUUGUAUUGUUUCUGACUGCAAUAGCUAUCCUAUCAGGGAUUUUGGCGUUAUCAAUCCCCUUCUUGAUGCUAUGACCAAUCCAUCCUUUCCACCCUUCGAUAAAAUAGGCUGGCUUGAAAAAUCAACCGCUAUGGUCCUAUCAAAUUCGGGGGGUCGUUACGCAGAUGCGCUGGGCUUCUAUCUAUUUGACCUCUUUAAAACCUCAGGAAUUCAGUCGAUUAUCAGCUUCAAAAUUGCUGUACGGGCUGCUGGCAGCGACAAUUUCCUGGAAAUCACAAAAGCUAUGCUUUUAGAGGUCGAGCAUUCUAAAAAAGCUGAAGAAAGCAAGGAAUUACCCAUGAUAGAUUAUAUACUAAGAAGGGUCUCGGCGGGCUUUUGUACUCGUACUGCAAUGUGUUUCCUUAACUUCGGGUAUAAGUUUUCUAGUAUUCGCCUCCAGGAAGCUGUCAUAAGUACUAAAUUCACUGCUCCUUGCGAUAGCAGGACAUAUACCGAUCAACUUGAUUUGAUUGACAUUCUUGUCAACUCUGGUAUUUCUGUUAACUUGAUAAUAGAUCCUAAAAUAGUGUCCUGGCAUAAGGAUGAGACCCUGUUAGAGCUAGCACUAGACAUUUCGGAGUUGAGAUGGACUAGAGAUAGUCGAAAGGGACUAGACUGCCGUGUGGCACUUAGACUAUUGCACCACGGCGCCGAUCCCACAAAAGUCAGAGACAAAACAAUACAAAGAUGGCUUACAAAAGUUUAUCAGGAUCAGUCCCUAACGGAUUAUUUCCUCGACGAGAUGUCACAUCAAAAUGAUUCCACGAAUAUAGGGCGUGAGAUAUUUUCUCAGAAAAUCCCAAGUGUAGAUUCUCCUCUGUAUUUCGACCAGGUCUAUAACAUGGCGGUGAUGGUUCUCGGCAAGGUAUCUCUCGAAAUUUGCUUUAGAGAUGUGGUAAAAAAAGAGGAACGGAAAAAAAGAAUAUGGACCGGCAGAGUAAAUGGGUUCCGAGGUUCUCCUAUGGCGCCGCCUGAAUGGCUUAAGACAUCAUCUCCUACUUAUUAG